Molecule: messenger RNA, 2736 nt
Organism: Bursaphelenchus xylophilus (pine wood nematode)
Lineage: Eukaryota; Metazoa; Nematoda; Chromadorea; Rhabditida; Aphelenchoididae
Source: the annotation of a GenBank genome assembly
AUGAAGUUUGAAGAGAUCAAGAGCCAGGCCGAAGAGUUUUUGCGAAUUCAUGGGCCAACUUUGCAAAACUAUGCUCAUCUCGUCAGCUGGACCAGCAAUAAUUAUGUGACAGAUCUGUGGGAGAAAUACGUUUAUUUGUCCAGCAGAGAGCCUCUUCUGAUCAACUUUAGCGUGGGAUUCGCGGAUGGGUGGAAGGUGAAGAAGAGAUCAUUGGCGAGAAGAGCCGCCAAUCAUGUAAGUUUUAAAACGCAAUAUGUUAGGCUUGAAUGCAAAAGAUGUUUGGCUUUAUUUAUGCUUUUAUAAAACCACCAUUUGAGGCUUGAUUGAACCCGAUAUCCUUUUUAUUUUCCAGGUGAAUCUUCUCACCGCUGCAGCCAUUGCUUUCUACAAAGAAGACGUUGAUCCACCAGGUGAAGGUUUCUGCUUUACAGACCGACAUAAUAAAGUCUUCACCCACUCUCGCAUCCCACAAAAGGAUAUUGAUUCCUACAUUGAUCAUGGCCUAACAAGUCAUAUUGUUGUCCAAUUCAACGGAUGUUUCUAUCGAGUUGAAGUCUUCGACCCACAAACCAGAAAGCUUUAUCAACCAGCACAACUACAGGCGUAAGUUAAGACCAGCUGUGAAGCAUAAUUUUUCAGGAUCCUUGACGAGAUUAUGAACCGUGAUGACGUUCCGUCUGAUGUUGAGAAAAAUUUGGCUGCUCUAACAGCUGAUCGACGAGAUAAAUGGGCUGAAAAUCGAGAGGUAUUCUUCUUGAAAAAUAAAGUCAAUCUGAAGUUUUUGAAUGACAUUGAGACUGCACUAUUCUUUUUAAUAUUAGACCCUGAAGACUUUGGAGAUGUGGCUAAUGAUAAAGAUGUUACCAGCCAUUAUAUCAAGGUGAGUUUUAUUAUGCAUUUUUCUUACGAGUAUGGUAUAUAGCUUUCCAUACUUGUAAAUUCAAAAAAACAUUAAGCUCUCCGCCGAUAAAUUUCUCACAUUUUCAGGUGAUGACGCAUGGCAAAGGCAAUGACCGUUGGACCGACAAGCCUCUGAAUUACCACGUUACUGGCUGUGGCCGGAUUGGCGGCACAUUUGAACAUGGCGUUUGCGAUGGCGUGGAAUAUCGGACGUUUUGCGAGUAUGUGCUCUAUCACGAAAGCAAAUACGUGAUUGACAACACUGACCAGUUAUCUGAAAGUCAACGAAAAACGCUGAAAUAUGCCGAGAAAAUGGAAAUCGAAGAAAUUCCAGGGAUGAAAAAGGAGACUCUGAGAUGCUAUGAGGAGCAAGUCAAAAGGAAUGCUGAUUUUGAUUUGGCCUCGAUUAUGUUCCAGGAGUUUGGGAAAGGGGAGAUCAAGAAGUGCGAAUGCAGUCCAGAUGCCUUUCUUCAGAUGGCUUAUCAGGUAAUGGAGCGUAGUAAAUAUUAGAUUGGCAACUAAGUCAUCCAAAUUUUUUUUAUUGUUUCUCAGACGUUCUUAAAUGAAUAUGGCUAGUAGCACGUCCAUAUAGGGGUGCGUUUAAGUACCAUAAUUUGGAUUUAAAUCUUACUACCGUGACGGACCCUAUCCAGUCGCAAAAAACGUUCCAUUUUGCGUCCGGGAAACAUCAAAAAUGCGGCAAAAUGCUUCCCUCUCCAAGUGAAAAAACUUGGGUUUGAAGGGCGCGCCCUUUCCGUCACAAAAAAGCAAGCGCUCUUUUGAAAUCGGAGUUUUUUUAAUUGGAGAAGGAAGCAUUUUGCCACAUUUUUGACACUUCCCGUAUGCAAAAUGAUACGUUUUUUGCCACUGGAUGGGGUCCCCCACUGUAUUCCACAUUUUUUAAACGUUCAAAAAUACCAAUCCUUAGGAAUUUCGACAAUUUCCAGGGGAAAAUUUUACUCAUCCCUUUUCAGCUCGCUUAUUACCGGCUCCACUCGCAUUUCCCCCUAACUUACGAAGCCAGCGGCUCUCUUUUUUACAACAACGGACGAACCGAGACGAUUAGGACAGUCUCCGAAGAGUCCUGCGAAUUUAUAAACGACGUCAUCAACGGAUCUCCAAUUCAUUUGAGGAGAAAAAGCUUGUUGAAGGCUUGCCGAGAACAUGUCUUGAGAAGCAAGAAUGCGCUGGUUGGAAAAGGGAUUGAUCGGCAUUUGUUUGUGCUCUAUGCUAUGAGCAAGUAUAAGAAUGUGAAAUCCGAGUUCUUGGAUACAUACAUUGGCCAGAAAUGGACACUGAGCACAUCACAGGUGAGUGGGGGAAUAAGAAAAGUGGUCAAGGAUAUUUUCAGAAGUUUUUAUCACACUCUAGGCUGUACAUACUGCCUUAGAUUUAGACUUAUCUUCGGUUUUAAAAUCACUGUAGCUGUAACCGAUUUCUGAACUUUCAACUGAGCUUUUUGAGAAAAUUACAGACUCUAUAUUAUAAUAUAUUCAUUGUCUUGGAUGUUCUCAUCGUUUGAUGACCUCCCAGUUCAUAAACCGCCAAAAACUUGAACUUUUCCAGGUCCCAAAUCUCGCUCAAAUCUGUGACGAAGACGCUCAUCAUGACAUGUGUUUUAUGGCCGGGUCCUUCGGAGCCGUGGACAAGGAUGGCUACGGAAUCACGUAUCGGUUCAUGGGCAACCAUUCAAUCGCUCUUCAUGUCUCUUCAUAUCAUUCAAGUCCACAAACUGACUCAAAAAAGAUGCGUGAAGCAAUCUUAGAUGCCCUGCGGGAAAUGGCGUCGUAUUUCUCAAUGGAGCAAAGACAUCAGGAAGAAGUCAAAAGCAAAUGA